Messenger RNA from Rotaria sp. Silwood1, 696 nucleotides. The record is from the annotation of a GenBank genome assembly. NCBI's taxonomy places the organism in Eukaryota, Metazoa, Rotifera, Eurotatoria, Philodinida, Philodinidae.
AUGAAAAAAACUGAUUAUCAUUCAAAUGAAAAUGAUUUUCGUUUUCACCGUCGAAUACAAACAUUAGCUAGCAUGGGUGGUCACAAAUCAAAAAUUGAUCCAACAGUAUUGACUCCAAAACAAAUAGAAGUUCUAACAGCAAAUACAAAUUUAAGUGAGGGUGACUUUCGUUUUCAUCAUCGAAUACAAACAUCAACUAGCAUGGGUGGCAAGAAAUCAAAAGUUGAUCCAACAGGUUUUAUACGUGAUUGUCCAAAUGGUCGACUUGAUAAGAAAAAAUUUCUUGAAGUUUAUGAACAAUUUUGUCCUGGAGGACAUGCAAAAAACUAUUGCAAAUAUGCAUUUGAUGCAUUUGAUAAGAAUGAUGAUGGAACAAUCGAUUUUAGUGAAUUUCUUUUAAGUGUUGCAGCUACAAAAGGUGGUAAUGUCGAUGAAAGACUUUCAGCUGCAUUUGAUUUAUACGAUAUUUCGGAUGAUGAACAAGUUGACCAGAAGGAAUUAGUGAAAAUGAUUACAGCUAUAUAUGAACUUAAUGGCGUAGCUGAUCAUGGUGGUCAUAAUAAUCCGAAAACACGUGCUGCUGAGAUUAUUGCUUCACUUGAUGUUAAUGGAGACAGAAAAUUGAGUAAACAAGAAUUUAUUGCUGGAUGCAAGAACGAUCCGUAUAUCCGUCAAAUACUUGCUCCUAAUGCUUAA